Cetraspora pellucida is the source of this 2379-nucleotide messenger RNA. The record is from the annotation of a GenBank genome assembly. Lineage: Eukaryota; Fungi; Glomeromycota; Glomeromycetes; Diversisporales; Gigasporaceae.
AUGACCAUGGAGGUUAAACAACGUCGUGUUAAAGUGUACCAAUUGAGUAGGGAAAGCGAAUGGUUGGACAAAGGUACCGGCUUUUGUACCUGUUUAGUUAACGAGGCAAAGGAUGAUGCAUGUAUCAUCGUACGUUCUGAAGAGGAUACCGCUGUUUUAUUACUGAAUUCUCGAAUAAUGAAAGAUCAUGAUUAUCAAAAACAACAAGAAGAUAAUUAUACUGUUUUACCUAAUAUUUUUAUUCUUAUUUAUUUUAUGAUAGACACGCUAGUAGUGUGGACUGAACCUAAUGGAUUGGAUUUGGCUUUAAGUUUUCAGGAAGCUGAGGGUUGUACAGAAAUAUGGGAGUUUAUAUCGGACAUUAAACUUCGUAUGGGCAAUUCAAAUUCUAGUGAUACGCGAUCCAGUCCUCCACCAGACCCAGAAAUACCAAACAUGUCAAUAAAAUUACCGGAACCGACUUUAUCUAGUUUAGAAGAAAUUGAAACAAUAAUUAAAGUUUCAAGUCGUUCCAUUUAUGAACGAGAAAAGUUAGCUACGUUUGUUACUCAGGGUUACAUUGCUAAAUUAUUACCUCUACUUUCGGAAUGUGAAGAUCUUGAGGAUUUAAAAGACUUACAUAGGUUAUGUAAUAUAAUGAAAGGCAUUAUAAUGCUUCAAGAUAGCGAAAUUUAUGAAUUUAUUUUACGCGACGAUGUAAUUAUGCAGGUUGUUGGAAUGUUGGAAUAUGAUCCUGAAUUCCCUGCUUACAAGGCUAACCAUCGUCAAUAUCUAGCAGAUAAUUCAAAAUUUAAAGAAAUUGUCAAAAUAAAGGAUAAGACGAUCGAAACAAAAAUUCAUGAAACUUUUCGUCUUCAAUACCUUAAAGAUGUAGUGUUUGCACGUGUAUUCGAUGAUCCAACAAGUUCUAUACUUUCAUCGCUUAUUUUAUUUAAUCAUGUUGAUAUUUGCAAACAUAUUUCACAAGAUGAUGAAUUUUUGGAAGAACUUUUCAAUAUUCUUAAUGAGGAAGAUGGUUCACCAAAACGUAAACAUGAUGUCAUCAUGUUUGUUCAACAACUCUGUUUCAUCGCAAAAAGCAUUCAUUUACCACAUAAAAAAGAAUUAUAUAGGUUGACUGCUGGUGGUGAAAUAUUAGCGUCUCUUUUGGAUACAGAUGCAAGUAUUAUUAGAUCUCAUAUUGUGAAACAAGCUGAGGAUAAAAAGAAAACUUUGGCGGAAACGAUUAUUGAAAGAUUUAUUCAAGAUCAAGAUUUGGGUGUAAAAGCUCAAUAUGCUGAAGCACUUCGACUUUUAUUAGAUAUGAAUGCUGGGUUAUCAGAGAUGGGUUUUAUAGUUCCUCCAGAGUCAUUACCUCUACUUCAACCUAAACAUGAUGAUGACAUUGAUAAUUUUUUAAACUUAUUUUAUGAAGAGCUGAUAUCAAAGAUGGUAAAACCCGUUUCAGAUUUACCAGAUUUUGAAAAAGAAGAUGAGGUUCUUAAAUUAUCUUCUGACGUAGCAGCAUUAUGCUUUCAUAUAUGCGAGCUCUUGUCAUUUGUUAUCAAACAACAUACUUUUAGAAGUAAAUAUUUUGUAUUAUCGACUGAUAUAACAUCAAAAAUAAGCAUUUUAUUCAGAAGUCCUGAAAAGUAUUUAAAAUUAGGUAUGAGGGAAGAUUUUUAUAAUAGAUAUCUAGUACGUAAUAAUCUUUUCGAUCCCAUAAUACACGUGUUUAUGGAAACGAAAGGACGGGAUAACUUAUUAAAUUCAGCAUUUCUUGAGCUAUUUGAUUUCAUACGAAAGGACAAUAUUAAAUUUCUUAUAAAUCACAUAAUGGAAAGGCAUGGUGAACAAUUAUUAAAAAUUGAUUAUGUUGACACUUUUCAACAACUUCAACUUCGUUAUGAACAAAAUAAAGAAAUCCUUAUUAGUGGAUCAGAUAAAUCACCAGGAGAAUCUAGUCAAAAUCAAAGCAAUAUACGUCCAGGUCGUGGGGGUUGGUCAUCUGCAAUAGGGGAUGAAGAUGAAGAAGCAUAUUUCAAUACAUCAGAUGAAGAAGAUAAUAUUAGUAAUACAUCUGGUGAAUGUUCGAAAAUUAGCACAAUAAAACAAGAUGAAGAAUCUAAAGAAGGAUCACUAUCUGAAGAUGAAUCAAAGGCAUCAGUAGAUUCAAAAGAUGAUUCAAAAGAUGAUUCAAAAGAUGAGUCAAAAACUAGUGUAGGGACAGUGGGAUUGGUUGACUAUCCAGAUGAGGAUGAUGAUGAAAAUGUGAAAAAGAACAUUGAUGAUGAGACAGCCCUUUCGUCAAAUGGGUCCUCUCCCAAGAAAGGUGGAUUGAAGAUCCUACGGUCGUCUCAGACUUUGAGGCCGAAAAUGAAGAAGGCACGCACAGAAUAA